UUUUCGAUCCAUAGAACCCCGAGCAAUUAUUUCCAACCGAUUUUUAAUUAUCUUUUACUUUCCUGGUAUCUAUGGAUAGCUGUUGGCAUGCUUCGGGGCAUUUCAUUAAUUUCACUUCAUUUUGAUGCUCUCCCUAUCGUACGAAUAUGUGUGGGAAGUUGUGGACUAGGACGGGGCAGAGGCAGAGGCAGAGCACACGUAAGGGGAUGGAGACAAUGAUGUCUGGAAAUGGCUUGCCUUGCAUCACUGCAGGCGCAUAUCUGCCGGAUGCGCGGCUUGUUUGGUAAUUUCCUUAACGGAUGUGCAUGCAGUUGCAGGAGCAGCCGCAGGAUCUGCAGCUGCCAGCAGACGGAGCCAACAGUGGAGGGGCAAUUGGCAGACACGUCGCUAGAUGUGGUCCUGUGGCCAACCGGAGAACCAACCAACCAGACCAGACCAGACCACACCAUCACAGGACAGAACAGGACAGGACAGCAGCACAGACAGUUGCCAUGCCAAGACCAAGAAUUUUCUGCUUUCCUUUUCCCUUAGCGUCGGUGUUGCUCUCGAUAUUGCCAAUGCCAUUGCCAUUGCCAGCCCCAGUGGCCAGUGCUCUGGCAGUUGCAGUUCGCCAGAUACGAGGGACGUCAAACGAAAUAAGAAAAAUAUAUUGCUAAAUUCUCGCACAGGAAACGGGAGCAGCAACAGCAUCAGCAUCAGCCAGCGGGUGGACAACGGGCAGAGCUCCGUUGUCCGUUGUCCGGCACGUGCACUACGCCCAAAUGGCAAGCGGAAGUUCAAAAGAGCAAAGGACAUGUAACGCUAUUUCGCUAUUCUUCUCUGCCGUUACUCCUGUUCUGUCCGCUUCGCGCAGUUUUGGCCAAGCGAUUGCGGCAACAAAUUUGCAAUAAGCAAUUUUUAAAUUUUCAAUUUGGGCAGCAAGGACAACAGCAUCCCUUGGGUUGGAUGAGGACAUGCAAAACAGCAGCCACAUAUCGCCCGACACCAUAAUUCAUCUGGAGUUGCCAAAAAGCCCGUUUCUGCCCAAAAGACACACACAGCAGGGUGUAACCAAACAAUUCCGUGGCAGGUCUGGUUCAGCCAGAUCACACCGUUAACACAUUAACAUUCAAAUAUGGCCAUUAAUGAACAAUAAAAUAGCUGAAUUCGAACUAUGUCUUAAA
Molecule: messenger RNA, 1163 nt
Organism: Drosophila obscura
Lineage: Eukaryota; Metazoa; Arthropoda; Insecta; Diptera; Drosophilidae
Exons: 3
Coding region: 392-799 (135 amino acids)
Source: RefSeq, a predicted model, not a curated record